AUGGGCGACGCGGGCGCGAGGGACGCUGGUGGCUCCAACGGCGGGUCUCCGCUGCGCAUGGUGCCCGAGGAAGACCUCAAAAAGGAGCGCGAGCGGUGGGUGCAGACCUCCAUGAGGCAGGUGUGGGAGCUCGAGAAUAUGGCCUCGGAACGCAUCGCCUCCCAGAUUCAGGAAGCGGUGGGCCAGCUGCAGAACGAGGCUGUCAGUCUUCUGCUUCCACGGUUCGAGGCCGAACGCAGUGAGCGUGUCGUUGCGAUGGCGGAGCUGCGCGAGCAGCUUCAAGCUCAGAGGGCGGCUGUCGAUGCAGAGCUCUCUAUCCUUCGCACCAGCCUGGCGACGCGAGGGGCGGGGCUGUCGCUGGAGGCCCCGAACGACCAGCCGAGCGCCGGGGCCGCAGAUGUGGCGCCGUGCCAGUCUCGACGCGAGCUGGAGGCGGAGCAGGGCCGGCUCCAGGCACUCGCGGCGGAGUCGGCCAUCAGGGACCUCCGCAGCGACCUGGGCCUGAGGGCCGACCAGCAGGAGGCGGCACACGGCCAGCUGCGGCAGGACCUGCGCCGGGAGGUGGAGCGCAUCCGCGGCGAGCUCGGUGCAGAUCGCAGGCAGGCGGAGGAGCAGGCGGUGCAACGGAGCAGGAUGGAGGCGUCCGUGGGCGACCUGCGGAGCCGCGUGGAGGAGACCACGCGCGAGUUGGGGGAGCUGCGCCAGGACCAGCUGUCUCAGACCACUGUGCUCCAGAGCCGCGUCGAGGCUGCCGUGGGGGACCGCGAGGAGCACCAGUCGCACAUCGACAGCAUGCGCCUGAUCAUGAGGGAGGAGCAGGGCAGGCGCAGCGCGGAGGGCGCGGCGCUGCGCCAGGUCGAGGCCAUCGUCGGCGAGACGCGCGGGCGGAUCGAUGAGCUGUCCGUGCUGCCCAGCCGGAUCGGGGCAUUGGAAGCGGCCUUCAAGGACACAUCACCGCGGUCUCCCGACAGCUCGACGGCCCCCGGGCGGGCGCGGCAGAGCUGUCCGGGCGCGUCGCCGCCCUGGAGCAGGGCCUGGCGCGGCAGGCCACGCGGGGAGCCACGCAGGGCCACGCGGAGGAGCUGUUCGCCUCCGCCCUGGCAGAUCUGCGCGGGCGCCUCGAGCGCGUCGAAGAGGCGAGGGGUGAUCCGGUCCUGGCUUCUGGCUCGACUCCUGGCGCAGAUGCGUCGCUCAGGGAGGAGGUCACAGCCCUGA
Prorocentrum cordatum is the source of this 1215-nucleotide messenger RNA. Lineage: Eukaryota; Dinophyceae; Prorocentrales; Prorocentraceae. The record is from the annotation of a GenBank genome assembly.